AUGUCAACAGGGCUUGCAGUCGGCGUUGGAUCACUAAUAGUUGGUGUCAUAGCCAUUCUUAUCCUGAUAUUUACUUCAUUCAGAUCUCUUGAGGUCAACGAGAUUGGACUAAAUUAUUCUGGAAUAACUAAGAGUGUGGAUAGGGAUCUAUAUACAUCGGGUAUACACUUCUUAGGUGUAGGCCAUUCCUUUAUCAAGUAUCCUACAACUGUACAAACAUAUGAAUUUUCUAAAGGUAAAGGAUCUGAUGCCCCAAGUGUCAGAUCAAGAACCAAGGAUGGAUUAGAAGUUGAACUAGAGAUCUCAUUCCAAUAUCUCUAUAUGUCUUUAGAACUCUAUGAUCUUUACAUGCAAUAUGGGGGACUAGAGAAGCUCCCAUGUAUGAAGAUUGCUAUUGAUAUCCUGACUGAUGUAGCUACACAAUAUAAAGCAUCCCAGUUCUUCUUUGAUAAAGAAAAGAUUACUUUUGCUAUGCAGAAAGCUGUAAAUAAGACAUUUGCACAGUAUUGAUUUGCCACUGUGGAUUAUUUCCAACUCAAGAGUAUCGAUCUUCCUGACAAGUACGAGAUAGCUAUUCAGGAAACUGAAGUCAUGAGGCAAGACAUCCAUAAAGCUGAGGCUGAGAAGGCUAAGAUGCAGAUUGAACUUGAGACCACGAUUUUACAGGCUCAGAUUGCUUCUAAUAUCAACAUUAACAAAGCUGAAGCUAAUGGGCAAAGUUUCUAUAAGAUACAGUACCAGCAGGCUGCAUCUUUGAAAACCAUCAAAGAUGCACUUGGUUUAUCAAACCCUGACUUGUUAGAUUACUUAAGAGCAAAGAUUCUUAGGGAGUACCCAGAGGAUAAGAUGAUCAUUGGCAUGGCAUAG
Messenger RNA from Moneuplotes crassus, 867 nucleotides. The record is from the annotation of a GenBank genome assembly. NCBI's taxonomy places the organism in Eukaryota, Ciliophora, Spirotrichea, Euplotida, Euplotidae.